This is a messenger RNA of Diachasma alloeum, 1431 nucleotides long. RefSeq names its product amine sulfotransferase. The transcript has 6 exons. Bases 166 to 1242 code for a protein of 358 amino acids. Gene Ontology annotation, molecular function: sulfotransferase activity. Gene Ontology annotation, biological process: sulfation. The record is from RefSeq and is a predicted model, not a curated record. Lineage: Eukaryota; Metazoa; Arthropoda; Insecta; Hymenoptera; Braconidae. Gene Ontology annotation, cellular component: cytoplasm.
UGACCAUACUACUUUAAGUGGAUAAUUGUCCAGGUACAUAUAUUAGGGGAGGUGCUAGGUGGGUAGUCAUCAGUCAUCAGUUCACCUAUUCAGUUCAUCAGUCUUCACCUAUUGGUUUUCUCAUUAGAAUUAUAGAACGAAGCACGGAAUCAAAACGUGAGAAAUAUGGGGAAAUUUUCCAUCGCUCCGGUGGUUGUCUGCGUACUAGUUGGGGUUUCAGUCAUUCCAUUGAGCGAGUGUCACCCCGCCGAUCAAGGAAUGUCACAAAAGGAAUGCGACAAUGAUUUGGAUCAACUUCUGAAGAGAACUUUCACGACUGAAUUUCGCACUGGAUAUGUAAAAAUAAAAGGAAUGACAAUACCUAACGUUUACCUAGAUAUUGCGGAUUCUAUCGAAAAUUUAAAGAUCUGGGAUGACGACGUAUGGGUUUGCAGUUUUCCAAAAUCAGGAACUACAUGGACGCAAGAAAUGGUCUGGCUACUCGGUCACGAUCUCGAUAUCAAAGGAGCGGAAGAAGAUUUGACAAUUCGUUUUCCAUUCCUCGAAGCAUCGGGUCGUUUUAAUAAUACAGCAAUAGUCGAGAAGUUCCCGGAAGUAGCGAAUCAUGGAUUUGUGCAGGAUAGUGUGAAAUACGUGGAGGACCUACCACGCCCAAGAUACAUAAAAUGUCAUCUUCCAUUUCACCUUCUACCUCGCGACCUCCGAGAGGGACGUACCAAGACGAAGAUUGUGUAUGUCUACAGGAAUCCAAAGGAUGUGUGCAUAUCUUUCUAUCAUCAUGCCAAACACUUCGCAUUCCGGGGAAAUUUCAAGGAGUUCGCCACGCUUUUUCGGAAUGACAGAGUUCCUUACGCGCCAUACUGGAAUCACAUAUUCGGUUAUUGGAACAAACGAAAUGAUCCCUCGUACAACAUAUUAUUUAUCAAGUAUGAAGAAAUGAAAUCGGAUUUGGCAUCGGCGAUCGACAGAGUAUUGACAUUCCUAAACAAGCCCAAACUAUGCUCAGAAGAAUUAAGCCUAGUGAUGGACCACUUGAGUUUCGGAAAAAUGAAGAAUAAUAAAGCGGUCAAUCACCAAAGCAUGUUUGAGUUCACGAAGAAGUACCUCAACGCCGUAGGAAACGCAGAAUUCAUACGACGAGGACAAGUGAACCAGUGGAAAACUGAAAUGACCCCCGAGAUUCUGAAAAAAUUCGACGAUUGGAUCUCGAAAAAUCUAAAAAACUCAGAUUUUUCAUUGUGAGCCUACUUUAUCAGCAAGAUUUUCAUUUGUUUUUUUUCGACCUCUCACCGAUUCACUGAAUUUUUUAUGAAAUGGAAUCAUUUUUUUCUAUGAAAGUUCAAUUCAUUUUAAGGCAGAGAUCGGCAGGAAAAUAAUUUCCAUUAUUAAUAUUUCAUUAGAAUAUCUGAUUGAUUAGGAAAAUUAAUUUAA